This is a messenger RNA of Hypanus sabinus (Atlantic stingray), 3525 nucleotides long. RefSeq names its product phosphatidylinositol glycan anchor biosynthesis, class K (gene pigk). Gene Ontology annotation, molecular function: GPI-anchor transamidase activity. Bases 16 to 1281 code for a protein of 421 amino acids. The record is from RefSeq and is a predicted model, not a curated record. Gene Ontology annotation, biological process: proteolysis; protein localization to cell surface; attachment of GPI anchor to protein. The transcript is spliced from 12 exons. NCBI's taxonomy places the organism in Eukaryota, Metazoa, Chordata, Chondrichthyes, Myliobatiformes, Dasyatidae. Gene Ontology annotation, cellular component: GPI-anchor transamidase complex.
ACUGAACCCGGCCGGAUGCUGCGUGACGGAAGUACUUCCCGUGAACAUGGCGGCCUCUGGAGCCGGUGGGAAGCUGCCUUUCGGCUUGUGUGCUUUGGCGUUUAUAUUGGCCACACAGAUCUGCUGCGAUGGCUCUCAGGAGGCGCAGGUGUUACGAACCCCGUAACUGGGUCACAUACCAGCAAAGAUAGAGAGGUUCGAGUAAAACAGUUCUUCAAGAGUGGCCACACAAACAAUUGGGCUGUGUUGGUGUGUACAUCCAGAUUCUGGUUUAACUACCGCCAUGUUGCCAAUACAUUGUCAAUUUAUAGGAGCGUCAAGAGAUUGGGGAUCCCAGACAGUCACAUUGUACUGAUGCUCGCUGAUGACAUGGCAUGUAACCCCAGAAACCCAAAACCUGCCACUAUCUUCAGCCACAGGAACAUGGAGCUGAAUGUAUAUGGAGAGAGUGUGGAGGUUGACUACCGAGGAUACGAGGUUACGGUUGAAAACUUUUUGCGGGUGUUAACUGGACGUCUGCCUCCCAGUACUCCCCGAUCCAAGCGUCUGCUUUCAGAUGACAGAAGCAACAUUCUCAUCUACAUGACUGGGCAUGGUGGCAAUGGAUUCCUAAAAUUCCAGGAUUCUGAAGAAAUUACAAAUGUGGAGUUGGGAGAUGCAUUUGAACAGAUGUGGCAGAAGAGAAGGUACCACGAAUUGCUUUUCAUUAUUGACACUUGCCAGGGGGCCUCCAUGUAUGAAAAAUUGUAUUCGCCCAACAUUAUGGCUUUAGCCAGCAGCCAGGUUGGUGAAGACUCUCUUUCGCACCAGCCUGAUCUUGCCAUUGGGGUCCACCUGAUGGACAGGUAUACAUACUAUCUCCUUGAGUUUCUGGAAGAUAUUCGCCCAGCCAGCCAGAACAGCAUGAUUGAUUUGUUCAACGUCUGCCCCCCAAGUCUGUGUGUUUCUACUCCGGGGCACAGGACUGACCUGUUUCAAAGGAAUCCCAGAGAUGUUCUCAUUACAGAUUUCUUCGGCAGUGUGCGCAAGGUGGAAAUAACUACUGACGUUAUCCAGUUAGUGCCAAAUGACACUGAAAUUGAACAGAGCUCUAACCUGGAGAGCCAGCCUGCUCAAGCACUGAAAUAUGUAGACCAGCUUGCGGUGGCACAGAUAAUUCAUCAGAAACCGAAGCGGAAAGACUGGCACCCUCCGGACGGGUUCAUCCUGGGCCUGUGGACACUGAUCCUAUUGGUCUUCUUCAAAAGCUAUGGACUCAAGCACCUCAAACAUAUAUUUUGAGAGGCAUUACUGAGUGGCAAUGAGGGCUGGGUUCCUCAGUGCACCUGCUGUAAAUUAUUUCUAAUUAAAUCCACUGGUGAUUUUGUUUUGUUUGGGGUGGUGAAAGACUGAGGAAGUGGUGAGAAUGACGGUACAUUUGCUCAUCCCAUUUAAGGUCAGGGCAAAACUGAACUCAUGGAUUGUAGAUGGGCUGAGAAUUUCUGGCUGAAACACAGAGCAGAGAGUCUCCCUUAAGUCAAGGUAUGUCUGGAUUUGGGUUGUGUGGUCUUGUUGGGAAGUACAGGGAGUCAGUAUGAGAACAUCACAACUGCUCUAUUAGUUUCCUCAGGAUUAUGACAAAAGGAGGAGGGGGAGCUUUGAAUAUAAGUUAAUUACAAUUUGGUUCUGAAAAUAAAUUUUGUAUAUAACAAUGCCAAAUAAAGUGUAACAGUUACAGAGAAAUGGCGGUGCAGGUAAACAGUAAGUGCAAUAUCAUAUAUUGUAGAAUACCCAGGCAGAAUGUGAGGUGUUGCUCUCCAGUCUGUACUUGCACUCACCCUGCCAUUGUAGGAAGCCAAGGACAGGCAGUCAAUGCAGGAAUAUUGGGAAGGGGAAUUAAAAUGGCUUCCAAAUGGGAGCUCGCGAUGAACGUCGCAGACAGAGGGAACACAGGUGCCCGGCAAAGUGGUCGUCUAGUCUGCACUUGGAGUCAUUGAUGUCAAGGAAUCCCUUGGUUUACAGGCUAGGUGCAGGCCAUGGGGUCGUCAUGUGAAGAUUUUGACAAAACGAAUGAAAACUAAUCUGACCAAAAUAACACUGUUUCCAAAUAAUGGUGUUAAACCAGUUGGAAUUGCUGCCUCUUUGGCCUUUGUAGUAUCUGGACAAAUACAAGCUAGUAAUUCAAAUUUCAAAGUAAAUAUAUUAUCAAAGUAUGUAUACCUUAUACAACCCUGAGGUUCGCUUACUUGCUGGCACCCACAGGAAAACAAUAAAACACAAAAGAAUAUGCACGUACGCACGCACGCACACACACACACACACACACACACACACAACCAACAAACAUCAAAUAUGAAAAAGAGGACAAAUCGUGUGACAGUAGAUCUGUAUAAAAAAAUCUUUGGUGCUGCUCACUAAAGUUCAGAGGGAUUUUUUUUUCCCAUCGAAUCUGAAUAUGUUCUGCAUAUUCCUCCAUUUUAAAUUCUUUCAGAAGGCACAAUGUUCUGUCACUCAUCUGUUCCUGUGGCCGUAAAGCUCAUGCUCCAAAAGCUCUCUGAAUAAAAGCCAUUUUCCCUAUUUCCACUCCUUACUUUCUGCCUACUCUCCAUUUGUCAGUUAUUCACAAAAAAUCCCAAUGCGAGGAAACAUUUUCUCACUUGUCAAGAAUAGCUACACCAUGUUGGGAUCAAAGUAUUUUUGACGGUGUGUGGAUUUUCAGAGCAGCAAUCAAAUGAAGAAAAAUUGUUGCACUGAUGUGUAUUUUUUUACCGUUUCUGGUUACUUGUCCUCUCUGGCCUUGAGCUCAGAGAAUUUAAAAAUUCCCUUUCACAAAACCAAUUUAUAACUUUUGUUUCUGAGUGGGCCUUGGUUAGAGUCAGAUUAUUAAAUGUAAAGGAGAUUGAUUAUUUGGAGGUGGUAUGAUUAGUAUUCUGGACAAGUAAAUGCAACUGGGCAGAUAAGCUUUCAAGUCCAAUUUGCAAAACUAAAAGCACUGAGAGAUUCUUAUGCAAGGAUAAGAAGAAUCAUAAAGCUAUGGUGGGUAAAUAUAAGGUACAGGUCAGUGGAGACUGACAGUAUGAUGGACCAGGCGUAUGUGUGAAUGAUCCACUCACUGCUUAUUGGCAGAUUUGGGAACUAAUCUCUCUCCACUUUUUCUUUCCCAAUCCUACCCACCCCCAUCACCCUCUCUCUUUCUCCUCCCCUGCUAUCGCGAUCCCCUUUGCUGUUCUCCCCACCUCCAUGGUCCACUGUACUCUCCUAUCAGAUUCUAUAUUAAAUACUCCUAUAUUUAAGAGGAAGUUAGAUAUGGCCCUUGUGGCUAAAGGGAUCGGGGGUAUGGAGAGAAAGCAGGUACAGGGUUCUGAGUUGGAUGAUCAGCCACGAUCAUACUAAAUGGCGGUGCAGGCUCAAAGGGCUGAAUGGCCUACUCCUGCACCUAUUUUCUAUGUUUCUAUUCCAUCUUCUUCAUCCCGUUCUCACGUCCACCUUUUACCUAUCAGCUUCUUACAUCAUUCUCACUCUCUCCACCCCCACCCCCACCUCACC